UAAAAAAAGAGAGAAAAAAGAUUCACAUUGGCGUAUCCGUCAAAUAAAAACCACCUUAUAUGCAAUCGCAACUCCCAUUCCAGUUCUUCUCUCUCUCUCUCUCUCUCUCUCUCUCUCACCAUACCUGCUUUUAUAAAAUCUCGUCGGCUUGCUUUUUCUUUUUCUCUCUCUAGAAAUACAAAUCUCUCUCUCUCUCUCUCUCUCUCUCUCUCUCUCUCUGUGGGGAAAAAAAAAAAAAGCAAAGCGAAAUAAAAGGUCAAGAAGAGAGAAAAGUUGUUGCUGAUCAAAGCGCACAAAUUGUUAGCCAUGGCGUCGAGCUCAUCAGAGGAACAGAAGCAGGAAGAGUCGCAGUCAGAGUCGCAGCCGCAAUCGCAGCCUCAGUCUCAGGCAGUGAAGGAGUGCCUCCACAAAACCAAAGUCAUUGAAUUCUUGGGACGGACUACGCCUAUCGUCCUCCAGAACGACAAUGGACCCUGUCCUCUCCUCGCUAUCUGUAAUGUUCUUUUGUUAAGGAACAACUUGAAUCUGAGUCCAGAUAUAUCAGAAGUCUCACAGGAGAAAUUACUUUCACUUGUUGCUGAUCGGCUAAUUGAUUCUAACAGUAAUAUCAAUAAUAAAGAUGAGGGGUACGUUGAAAACCAACAGCAGAACAUUGCUGAUGCCAUUGAUCUGCUUCCACGACUUGCAACUGGGAUUGAUGUAAAUAUAAAGUUCAGGAGAAUAGAUGAUUUUGAGUUUACUCGAGAGUGUGCCAUAUUUGAUUUAUUGGACAUUCCACUAUACCAUGGUUGGAUAGUUGAUCCCCAGGAUUUUGAUACUGCUAAUGCAAUUGGGUCAAAAUCCUAUAAUGCUCUUAUGGGGGAUCUUGUUGCAUUGGAAACACGAAAUAUGGAUAGAGAACAUAAAAAUAAUAAUGAAGAAGAUUGUGUUGAUUUUGCUGCUGCAACAACUGCAGCACUGGGAGUCCCUUCUCCAUGUCUUUCAAAAGCUAGAUCUUUUGAUGAUUCUCCAGAUUCAACCUCUGAUGACCAAAAGUUAAGAAAAGGAGACAUUGAAGAAGAAGCAGAGUUGUUGAGAGCCUUGAAAUUGUCUCAGGCUGAAAUACCAUCUUCAGUGGGUGAUCCUCUUGCAUCAAAUAUAAAUGAAGGGCCUGUUUCUGUCAAUUUAGAUGAAAGUACACAUCCCAAAGAGGUUCAUCCUCCAGGUUCUCUAAAAACAUCAGAUAAGCAUGCUGUAGAAGAUAAUAAUUUUUAUCAGACAGAUCUAUGCAUAUCAGAUGACAGCAGUGCCUCCAUGAAUGAAGGUAAUGAUCCAUUGUGUUUCAAAAGUACUCCAGAGCAAGCAGUGCAAUUAUCAUCAAACAUCAAUAAAGGAAAUAAUCUUUAUCAAUCAACUUUUGUUGAACCAGAAGUACGCACUCUCUGCACUGAUGUGGUUGAGAAGAGCAGCAUUGAUACAACAGUUCAGAUUGAAAAUGCGGUUUCAUUGUCUACAGAAAGAGACACUUUAUCUGUGGGUGAGAACCAUAUAGAUGUUUCAAUAAGGGGUGGAAAAAUUGAUAACCGGUCCAAUGCAACAUCCGAUGUUCAUGAAAUUGCAGAUGAGAACAAAGGUUAUGACACGAAGGAAGUAUCACUUGUGUCUGCAAAAAAUGAUGAUUUGGAUUCCUCUAGCAGCCAAAUGCAGCCCAUCGAUGCAUGUGAAACUUUGACUUCAAGUGUUGAUGACAGUGAGCCCAUUUAUGAAGGAGAGGAGUGUAUUAUUGAUUCAGGGACUACCGUUUUUGAAGACAGAGAGCCUGUUUAUGAGGGUGAGAUGGUUCUUGCUAAGCAAACUGACAAAAGCACCUUAGAUGCUAGGUCCAAGGAUGUGAUUACUCAAAGAGAAGGAGAACUGAUCAGGAACUUUUUGAAGAACAGUGCUAGCCAGUUGACUUUUUAUGGCUUAUUCUGCUUACAAGAUGGUCUUAAAGAACGUGAACUUUGUGUUUUUUUCCGUAAUAAUCACUUCAGCACAAUGUUUAAGUUCAAUGGUGAACUUUAUCUUUUGGCCACAGACCAAGGUUACAUAACUCAACCUGAUUUGGUAUGGGAAAAGCUAAAUGAGGUCAAUGGGGAUACAUUGUUUAUGACAGGAAAUUUCAAGGAGUUUAAGGUGGAAAAUCAUUCAAAUGAAACUUGGAAUGAAAAUAAUGCUCUUGCUAGCACUGCAGACUAUCUUGCCAGCAUUGACAGUGCAGCACAAGCAGGCUUGGAUAUGAAUUCUGAUCUGCAAUUGGCAAUAGCUCUGCAGCAACAGGAGUUUGAUCAACAACCACAGCGUCAAAAUGCGCAGCAACCAUCCAUUAAUAAUUCAAGGCUGGUGACUGGUCCUCAGGGGCCAAGAAGAAAUUCAAAUACGACAUCAUCUUCCAGGCCUGAAGCUAAAUCGAAAGAAAAGUGCAUAGUGAUGUGAAUUCCGGUAAGGAAAGCAGUUUCGGAGUUCGUUUUGUAAAUGGUGUUUGUGUCAUGCCCCAUUGUAAUAGAUUCUACUUGGCAUAUAAAUGAUUUUUGAUAGAGUUUUUGUCUGUAAAUAAAGACGCGUAUAUUUUGUUUUC
Molecule: messenger RNA, 2596 nt
Organism: Ziziphus jujuba (common jujube)
Lineage: Eukaryota; Viridiplantae; Streptophyta; Magnoliopsida; Rosales; Rhamnaceae
Exons: 12
Coding region: 307-2454 (715 amino acids)
Biological process (GO): protein K48-linked deubiquitination
Cellular component (GO): cell periphery; cytosol
Molecular function (GO): K48-linked deubiquitinase activity; cysteine-type carboxypeptidase activity; cysteine-type deubiquitinase activity
Source: RefSeq, a predicted model, not a curated record